UAGGAAACAUUGAUAUUAGUUAGCCAAAAAUAAAAGGAAUAAAUACACCCAAAGGCAACGCCUUAUUGCAUACAUUUUUCUCCCACCGUUCCACGGAAAAGCCACCAAGUAUGUUGAAACCGAACGCGGAUUCGGGCUAUAUACGCCCGGCGCACGAUAGACUUGGCCUCGUUUGUUCUGGGUCAUUCCUCCAGCUCUCUCUUUUCUAUAUUAUUCACCGUUUGCCCAUUCACAAAGAAGCCGGAUCGUUACUUUCGUUUUGUGUUCUUUGCAUCUACGCCCUUUUCGGUAUUAUUCGACUCCAUCGGCUAGGUUUUUCAGGACUUCUGAUUGUUGGUGUUUGUGCAUUAUUGAGAACUUGAUUGGCUGACCCAGAACAGCUAUGGGCGAAUAUGAAAGAGAUGAAUGUGAGGAGUAUGAAGAUUUGGAUGAAUAUGAGGAAGAAAGCGGUGCAGAGGAGGAAGAAACCCAGCAGCCUCCAGAAGAGUUGUUGGAGUACUUGGAGCUGAGACAACGACUGAAAGAAGGCAUCAGGAAGCAGAUGAAGAAAGAAUUAGGUUCUGCUAAUGGCCUUUCUGGUGAAAUUAAAAAGGCAUUGCCAAGGGACAAGUAAGUAUCAGUAUUGCGUUUCAGAUUUGGAUACCCUUGUUUGUUGUCAAUAUGGUAUCUCCUUGAUAUAGAAUCUAUCAAUUCUGUGAAAUGAAUGUACUCUCACCUACUCUGCUGCGCAAACCGAUGUCAAGUGGAUUUUUGGAUGUCUAUUUAUAUGUCUUCUUUCGAUAUAUGAUUGACAUCCCUCUGCCUGAGUUUCUUUUGAAGCUGUUCACUGUUGAAGAUAAUUAGGACUUCUGCGAAAAAUCUGAUUUCUAGAUUCGUUUGUUUCUAGCUUUCAUGGCAUAGUUGCAAAAAGUAUUGCAGCAUGCCAGGAAAGCUGCGCACAAUAGCCCUGCCCUGGACCCUGCACAUAGCAGGAGCUUCAUGCACCGAGCUGCCUUUCUUUUCUAAUUGCAUGAAAAAGUAUAUCUUACUCCUUUUAAAGAUUUAUUGAUGGGGGUAUACAUUGAUUUCAGUUUUGCAGCUUAUGGUGUUGGUCUUAAUUCCUGUUUCUUUUCCGGCACUUUCAGUUAUGGUUCCUUCUUUGGACCUUCACAGCCUGUAAUUGCUCAAAGAGUAAUCCAAGAAAGCAAGUCACUAUUGGAGAACCCAAAUUUGGUAGCAAAAGUCAUGAAGUCAAACCACACUGUAUGUAUCAAGUUUUAAUUCAUAUGAAGAUGCAUGUGCUUCAGUUUAGUUUUCUUAAUUCUAUAUUUCUUGAAGGUUUGUUAGGUAUCAUCACAAGUACGCUCUUGUAGUGUACAUGCUAAGAGUCUAAGACAACACUUUAGCUUCCACCUUCAUCACAAGUACGCUCUUGUAGUGUACAUGCUAAGAGUCUAAGACAACACUUUAGCUUCCACCUUCAAACUAGGGAAAAUUUGUGAUGUCUAUGACAUGCCAAUAUUGCAUGGUUAAUUGUUGUCAUCUUUAUUGGAGCCUAUGGACAUUGAUGGCACAUACGUACCUUUCCAUUGAUUUCAGUGGCAUACCACAUACUUUAUAUCUGUUGCAUUGCAUUUCUGUUCUUGCAGAACAAUAAGAGCUCUUCAUCAGAACACACAAGAUUAGAAUCUGGUACCAGAAACAAUGCACCGGAAGUCAACAAUGGGUUAAAAACGAAGGUGCAGAUGUUAAGAAAUACAAGAGAUUACUCAUUUCUAUUAUCUGAUGAUGCUGAACUUCCUGUUCCACCAAAAGGUUCUCUACCUCAUAAAGCCGCUGUUGCUAAUUCUGGAGUGUUUUCUGUCGUAGCUGAUCUCAUCAUUUAUUUUAGUGGCUCAGGGUGUAAUCUAUUUAUUCAGAAAACUUAUUAUAUAUUUUUUUUGCUGUACGAGUAGCUUUACCACCAAGCACCAAGCAAUCUUCAAGCAAUACUGGGAGAAAGUUGCGAGAUGAUCAUGUAGUACGGAAACGUAUACUGGGAAGCAGUCAAAUGCCACAUCGACUGUUGAGUCAGAAAUCUGUUUCUGUUAGUAAACAAACUCAACUAGCAUUAGAUUCCAGGAAACAACUGGGUAGCAGUAAAGGGAGUGAGCCUGGCCGGCCUUUGGGAGUGCAGCCCAAAAUCAUAGGUGGUCCAAACGGCAAGAGGGUUUUGACACCAUGCGUAAAGAGCACCGUGCCUGCUUUGCAUAAGUCAACCUCUUCAAAGUUGCAACCUUCUAUUCCAAGGCAAUACUUGGUACCGAAAAAGGAAAUACUACAAUCAGGAAAAUCAAAGGUGAUGCCCCAACAAGCUGAGCCUUCAUACAAACAGAAGCUGAUCAUGCAGAAACAGAGAAUGAAGACCUACUUACCCUUCAUUUUGGUUUGGGUCCUUCUUGGGGGUGGGUGGGGGUUCCAAGGAGUAGUGGUGGUGAUGAAGAAUGCUCAUCUUGAUUGUUGAUUUUAACAGAUAAAGCAACUGCCUCCUAAAAAUGCAAUUCGUUUUUUGGAAGAUAGGCGCCCUGCAAGAAAGCCGAUGAGACAUGAAGAAGAAGAAGAUGGAGCAGAAGCUAUUAGUAUGAUUAGGAGGAUGUUUAGGUAUAAUCCCAACAGGUAUCAAGAUGAGGAUGAUACUAGUGAUAUGGAGGCUAAUUUUGAUGACAUACUGAGGGAAGAAAAACGAAGUGCGAAAAUAGCAAAGAAAGAGGAUGAAGAAGAACUCCGGAAGAUAGAAGAAGAAGAAAGGAGGGAGCGGUUGAGGAAAGAGUCAAAGAAGCGCAAGUUGAGCCAUCAGUGAUGGGAAAUAUGUUUUCCUUGCUUGUUAGAUAGAACUAUAGAGGAUUUGUAUUAUGCUAGCACAAAGUAAAGGGGGCUCGUGGGAAGUUUGUACAGUAAUAUCUCAAUCUCCGCUUGAUUUACCUGUUGAUUUGUAUCUACUGAGCGUUGUGGCUCAUUGCACAAGCACGGUUGCAACAGAGUUUUUAGUCUUCUUGGAGCUGCAAUAAUUUAAAGCUCCUGUUUGUAAGCCAUUUGUGAGAAAAAUCUCAGGUACAUGAGCAUCUGUUGGGUUAUUUGCUACAUUAUUUUCUGCCAUGACAUGUGCUUAUUGGAGUACUUACAUUCGACUUGCGUUAUAAUUCACAUAUUGGUUUCUGAAUUUUUAGUUAUUAUGAAUUAUAAAUCAUUAGUGUUUUAUGCUUAUACUAUUGUUUUUUUGCGUUAGUUUAAUAGUAUAUGCAAGAAAUCUGUUUUUUUUUUUGUCUAGGAAAAAAGUUAUGGAGGGUGUACUUCGUUUCUAAUUUGUUUUUGAAUUUUGAGAAGCUGUUUCUAACAGCGCAUAGUUUGGUGUCAAAUUGUCAAAACUGAGAUGCAAUGAACGUGAGCUAGACGAUAGUUGGGAAGAGGGACUAAGCAAAGAAAGAGAUUUACUCGAAUGAGCUGAAUAAGGAAGCCGAGAAUGUUGGCCGCAUUGUAAAUUUUUUUCUAUAACAAACCAAUUUUAAAUAUCAGUCAAAUUUAACCUAAUUUAAAUCGUUCCAUGUGAAAGCUGAAAUUUCGCAAGUGACGGUUAUGGGGGGCGCUGUAAGCAGUUAAGGAGUGUUUGGGCAUUUUGGAACUUUGGAGCAAAAUCACGUGACAGUAGCAAUCCUCCCACUUAUCAUAGCAAGCAAUUCACGUCUCUCUCUGUCAGAGAGUCCGGGUCGUAUUCGCUACUGUAACAACAAAACACAAACGGACAAAUGAUCACGGAGAUGCUUUCCAUUUCAACCAUCGGCAAAGCUCCUCCUCCUCGGACCAACUUCUCUCCGUCUAAUGGCAAACCUCCUCGAGCUUCCUGCUUCAUUUGUUGCGUUAGGAAGAAUGCAGAGAGUAAUGGCUCAUCUAGUGGACCAUUGCAGUUGGAGUUGGGAAACCAGAGUAGUGAUGAGUACACGUGUAAUACAUCUUCUUAUUUUGUUUUACUGAAUGCCUUCUAUCUAGAUAUCUUGUACUUGAACAAACAACGCAUCUUGGCAAUGGAAGACGAUAGAGUAAAAAGAGAGAGACGUUCAUUGCUCGAUAGAAUCGAGCAACUAGAGAGAAUAAAGCUGAUGUAUACAAGAAAAGGUUAUUUCUCAAUCAGCGCUGAGUUACUACUAAGGAUAGACUCUAUGGUUCUUACCAGUUUGAUUGGCAGCAAGGAGGCAUCAGAGUUUAGAAGGCUGGUCAUGGAUUCAAUAGAUAGUAUAGCUGAUUAUUUCUCACAGAUAAUGCAUAAACAGGACACUGAGCUUCUGGUAGAGCUGCGUCACUUUCCCCAGGAAAAGUCGGGAGACCACAUAAUCCACAUUUGUACUGAAAUGGCACCAGUGGCAUCAGUUGGAUCCUUGGCACCAUAUGUAACCGGAUUAUCUCGUGCCUUGCAAAGAAAGGGAAAUCUGGUUGAGGUUAUCUUACCCAAGUAUGCUAGCCUAAAUUUAAAUGAAGUUCUUGGAUUACGAGAAGUUGAAGCGGAGUUCCAUUCAUACUUUAAUGGUCAACUGCAUGGAAACAGAAUCUGGACUGGGGUUGUCUGUGGCAUUGGAGUGACUUUCGUAGAACCUCUCUACUAUUCAGCAUUUUUCGGCUGUGAGAACAUAUAUGGCUACUCAAAUGAUUUUGAACGAUUCACCUACUUCUCUCGUGUUUCAUUGGAUUAUAUAGUUAAAGCAGGAAAGCAGCCGGAUGUGCUUCAUAUACACAACUGGGAAACAUCUAUUGUUGGUCCACUGUUUUGGGAUGUUUUUGUAAAUCAGGGACUUGGAGGUACCAGAAUAAUGUUGACGUGUCAAAGCUUUGAGUCUCAGUGUGUAGAGCAACCUGAAAAGUUGGCCCUAUGUGGGCUUGAUCCUUAUGGAUUACAUUGUUCUGACCGUCUGCAAGAUAACAACAACUCCCAUCUUGUCAAUGUUUUGAAGGCUGGAGUUGUAUACUCCAACAAUGUUAUCAUAAUGUCAUCCAUGCAAACAAAAGGGCAGAUAAUUCAUGCUAGGAGUCAUGGUCUUGAGUCCACCUUAACCAUACACAAGGACAAGUUAGUAGUUGCUCCUCAAGGAUUCAACAGUUCAGCUUGGGAUCCCUCAGUAGAUAAGUUUCUUCCACAAAACUAUAGUGCAGAUAAUAUGAAGGGGAAAUCUGUCUGCAAAGUCUCGUUGCAGCAGCAUUUGGGGUUGCAGGAGAAAGCAUCCAUUGUUCUUGUAGGAUGCAUCUUCUCAGACAUCUUUAAUAUUGAACUGGAGAACCUCAAGACACUUAUUUGGAUGGCUUCUAGGAGAGGUGUUCAGUUUGUCUUCAUGAGCUCGGCUCAAACUCCUGGUUUGAAUUCGGCAUUGGAAUAUUUUGAGGAGGAAUUCAAGGAUGAAAAUAUGAGAUUCCUUAACAAAUAUGAUGAAACUUUAGCACAUUUAGUACUUGCGGGAUCUGACAUCAUGCUAUGCCCUUCUUUUGAUGAUACAGUACUCCAAAUACCAGUAAGUGGUCUCCGCAAAAUUCUAUCUUUUGUGGACNNCAAUUUCGGGCACUUUGUGGAUGGUGAUGUUGAGGGCACCGAAUUCUCUCGUUAUAUCAAAGAUACCUUCUCCAAUAUGCCCCUAAACCAAGCAAUUGAUGAACUUAACAACCCAUCAAAAUGGGACAAGAAGAUCCUCGAUGCCAUGAUAAAGGAUUUUUCGUGGGAUGCAGAGUGCUGCGACAUUCAUAUCUCUGCAUAUACAGCGAUAAAAAACUUGUAAAGUAGAUUUUCUUUACAUAUUUCACGUAUUCAUCUCUCUGUCCAUGCCGUAGGGUGCCUAGUACAUAUAGUCUAGAGGAUGAUUUUUGUUAACUUAAUAAAAAAUGGACUAAAAUGCGUUUUCUUUCAAUGUUUUAGUCAAUAGGACGGACACAGGGCAUUGCCAAUUCUAAACGAAUAAUUGAUUUUUCUUUCUUGGUGAAUAAUUGAUAUGAAAAAGUACAUCUGAAAAACCUUGUUUUAUUUUAAAAUCUCUUUGACCUGAUACCCAUCCCCUGUCCCCCCCAUUGCUGCUAGCAAUAAAUCAUUUUGCGUCUUUAUUUCUACAUAAAAUAUGCCUUUUUACUGUUGCUAACCAUUUCGAGUUUCAGCACUGAUAGUCUGAUACUGAGGUUGGUGGACUGAAAUAAAUAAAUCUUGCAGGCCCAACAUUGAAAGCUACAUAUAGCAGUGUCGUCAACGUUGAAAUUAUUAUACCCUAACUAACCAUCCACCAAAAGGUUAUGUCCUUUUCUCCAUUUUAAACAUCUAAGAUAAGAGCAGUCAGUCUCAUGCACCAUCAAAUUCACUUCUUGGUUUCGAGUUUGUUAGAUUUAUCGAGGCGCUCUAAUUUCACUAUUUGUGUUUCAAUUUUUUUUGUCAUAAUUUAAUUUGAAAGGAAAGAAAUAUUUUUUUAAAAAAAAAUAUGUAGACCUAAAACAUAUCAUAACAUUUUUGUGGCAUAUCAAUAUUUUAGUGACAUUUGCAUGACUAAAAGAAAGCUUUGUAAGAGGAAAUUUAUUUCCAAAAUAGAGGGGUAUGCCAUUUUCUUGGCUUGAACUAAUAAGAAAAUUGUGUUAGACAAAUUGAAACACAAAAAGUUAUAAUA
This is a messenger RNA of Solanum lycopersicum (tomato), 6638 nucleotides long. Lineage: Eukaryota; Viridiplantae; Streptophyta; Magnoliopsida; Solanales; Solanaceae. The record is from RefSeq and is a predicted model, not a curated record.